UUACUAAAUCACCCAAAAACUUGCGAGUGUAUUGGGGCCGCAGCAGCUCUAUCCAAUUCCAACAGUGAAAAACUGAGAAGCAAUGCAAAACCAACGCCGCUCCACAAAACCACCCCCAACCACCGCACUCACCGCCUAACAAAACCUGUCGCAUCCCUCCAUCAAUGGCGUCGUCUUCUUCGUUAACAUCAUCAUUAUCAUCCAUAGUAAACCACCCGCCAUACUCCCUCUGCAUCAAACUCCACCGACGAUGCGCCGCCUUCUCCUUUUCCCGUCUCUCCUCCCACCGCCCUCCCACUGUCAAGUGGGCCACCCCCUCCCUCACUCUUUCUCUCUCCAGAAACUUCUCCCACCAACCGGAUAACCUAACCCUCCGGCAUUUCAUGCCUCGUGCUUCUCUCUCUCCUCCCAGUAUUCUCUCCGACACUCCAGAAGUUUCUGAUGUGCCUCAAAAAGGUCGUGUUUACCACGAGACAUAUGGAUGCCAGAUGAAUAUCAAUGACAUGGAAAUUGUGUUAGCUAUCAUGAAGAAAGCUGGGUAUACUGAAAUGGUUGAGGCUCCCGAGAGUGCAGAGAUCAUCUUCAUCAAUACUUGCGCUAUUCGGGAUAAUGCAGAACAGAAAGUAUGGCAACGCCUCAACUACUUUUGGUUUUUGAAGAGGAAUUGGAAAAGAAAUGUUGCCCAAGGUAGGUCACAGUCUAUCCGCCCUCCUAAAGUUGUGGUUUUGGGAUGCAUGGCUGAGAGGUUAAAGGAUAAGAUACUAGAUUCGGAUAAGAUGGUGGACGUUGUGUGUGGGCCCGAUGCUUAUAGAGACCUACCACGGUUACUUGCGGAGGUAGAUUAUGGUCAAAAAGGUAUAAACACCCUUCUAUCUCUUGAAGAAACUUAUGCUGACAUAAGUCCAGUCCGCGUUUCACAGAAUUCAAUCAGUGCUUUUGUCUCUGUUAUGAGAGGUUGCAACAAUAUGUGCUCAUUUUGCAUUGUUCCCUUCACAAGAGGCAGGGAACGGUCACGGCCCGUGGAUUCCAUUGUUAGAGAGGUGGAAGAACUUUGGAAUGAAGGGGUCAAAGAAGUAACACUCCUUGGGCAAAAUGUGAAUAGCUAUAAUGACGCUUCUGGAGUUGAAAAGGAUGUUGAACCUGAAACCAAUUGGGAACUUAGUGAAGGGUUUUCGAGUAUGUGCAAAGUGAAAUCUACUGGUCUGCGGUUUGCUGACCUAUUAGAUAGGCUUUCCACUGAAUUCCCUGAUAUGCGGUUCAGAUACACAUCUCCGCACCCCAAAGAUUUUCCUGAUGAUUUGCUGUAUCUUAUGCGGGAUAGGUAUAAUAUCUGCAAAAGCGUGCAUUUACCUGCACAGUCUGGAAAUAGUGAAGUACUUCAAAGAAUGCGACGGGGCUAUACCCGAGAGGCAUACUUGGAACUUGUAGAGAAAAUUCGAAGGAUAAUUCCAGAUGUUGCACUGACAAGUGAUUUCAUAUGCGGAUUUUGCGGGGAAUCAGACGAGGAAUUCAGUGAUACAGUGAGCCUCAUCAAAACUGUUGGCUACGAUAUGGCAUACAUGUUUGCCUACAGCAUGAGGGAGAAAACCCAUGCCCAUAGAAGUUACACUGAUGAUGUUCCUGAAGAUGUGAAGCAAAGGAGGCUAACAGAAAUGAUAGAGACCUUCCGUGAGAGUACCGGUCAAAGGUACGAUUCACAGGUCGGUACAAUUCAGCUCGUGUUGGUUGAAGGCCCGAAUCGUAGAGCUCCCGAAACAGAGAUGAUUGGUAAGAGUGAUAAAGGUCAUAGAGUUACAUUCCCGAUUAUGCCCUUGUCUAAUAGGGAUAGCCAAGAUGAGAGUAAGCAAAACCCUAAAGUUGGUGAUUUUGUGGAAAUCAAGAUAUUGAGAUCAACAAGAGCAACCCUAUUUGGGGAAGCUCUUGCAAUUACUAAACUGAGCUCUUUCUAUAAGGUUGCAGAGGAAGAAGAGGUUAUGGUUUGUGCUGGUAGAACUUGAUUAAGGUUGAUGCUUCUCGUUUAGCCUUACCAUUUUGUAAUAUAUACUCACUCGUAAAUUUGCCUCUUGUACUAGGAAAUUUUGGUUAAAUAUAAUGGAAGUUAACCACCUCCCCUCUA
Molecule: messenger RNA, 2116 nt
Organism: Spinacia oleracea (spinach)
Lineage: Eukaryota; Viridiplantae; Streptophyta; Magnoliopsida; Caryophyllales; Amaranthaceae
Product: CDK5RAP1-like protein
Exons: 3
Coding region: 165-1997 (610 amino acids)
Biological process (GO): negative regulation of cyclin-dependent protein serine/threonine kinase activity; tRNA modification
Cellular component (GO): mitochondrion; cytosol
Molecular function (GO): tRNA-2-methylthio-N(6)-dimethylallyladenosine(37) synthase activity; 4 iron, 4 sulfur cluster binding
Source: RefSeq, a predicted model, not a curated record